Molecule: messenger RNA, 1162 nt
Organism: Salvelinus sp. IW2-2015
Lineage: Eukaryota; Metazoa; Chordata; Actinopteri; Salmoniformes; Salmonidae
Source: RefSeq, a predicted model, not a curated record
GUCCAGUGGUGUAGAGAACGGUUUAACCAGGUCCAGUGGUCUAGAGAACGGUUUAACCAGGUCCAGUGGUCUAGAGAACGGUUUAACCAGGUCCAGUGGUGUAGAGAACGUUCCCAGUCAAUACAACCACAGCGUUCACAGCAACUCCUCAACCACAACCACAAACGGUCACAACCACCACGGUCAGUGCUGUGCGGUCACUAUGGACGGUUGUGGUCUAACACCGGUCUUGGACUAUACGGCUGAGAUGGAGCGAUACCGAUCUUUCGCUAACUUCUAUGCUAAAACUAACGUGAACAUGAACGCUGUUAACAGCAUGAAUUUCCCUCAGUCGGCCAAGCUUGCCCGCAUCACUCCUCCCAUGUUCCCCGGCGGCAGGCUUGGGGUGGGCGUAGCGGGAGUGACGCCUUGGGGUUGCCAUGAUAACGUCAACAUGAACAUCAARGCAGCGGCGAUGCUGUGGGGGCGGAAACCUCCCGUACAUCAGGCCACACCCCUGUCUCCUCCCACAACGCACCCGUCAKCCUUGGCAACGCACAUGCAGCCCCACCCCCACCGGACCGGUGGCGGAGAGGGGAAGCAGCACGGAGGACAUGGAGGACACGCCUCRUCCUCACAGGGACAGGAAACGCAUCAUCACCACGGGAAUAACAACUUCCUGUCGGGCUACACGGCCACAGAUCACAUGACCAAACAAGGCCACACCCACCAGGACAUGCUCAGCCUAUCAGAUCGCAACAGCAGCUGCAAUGGAGGAGGAGGAGCCAACGGUGUCAACAUGUCCAACUUCCCCGCUGGAAUGUUGGGGUUACCACCCGGGGUCAUCGUCAUGGCGAUGGGGUCGCACAAUGGCGUCAACAUUCCAGACUCCUCCCACUUCCAGAUGGCGACCAACCACAACCAGAUGCUAUCGGACUGCCACCACGCCAACCAGACUAACUCCUCCCCCUGCCCCUCGACUUCCCCGGGGAUGACCUCUGGGGGUCAGGGGUCAGGAGUCUCCAAGAGGAAGAGGAAGCGGUGUGGAGUGUGUGCUCCCUGCAGACGGCUGAUUAACUGUGGGGUGUGUUCAGCCUGUAGGAACAGGAAGACAGGUCAUCAGAUCUGUAAGUUCAGGAAGUGUGACGAACUGAAGAAGAAGGCUGGGAGUAUACAGCUAGAG